CGGCGACAAUACUAACCAUUUUCACCUCACUUUUUGCUCUCUUCAAGAUGGUUAAUUGCAAUCGAUUUAAACCCUAAGCCACCCUCUGACCUUCUCAAAAUGGCGACGUACCGACUAGGUAGCAUACACUGACGCUUUCAAGAUGGCGCCGAGGUCGUAAAUCUAUGUCGCAAAAUUACGGAAACUCAGCGUCGCUAUCAAAGCUACUUCCGGUUCUGCUCGGGGGCGGACUCGUAGGGUCUGACUGAGGCCACAGGGAGACCGGGUCCCGGGACCCGACACCUUGGCGGGACGAUGGAUCGAAAGAAAAAGCCUUUGGACGUUACAGCCUCCUCGUUGGUAGAUCUUAAGGCUGAGCUUUUCCGAAAACAAGAAGAAUUCAAACAAGAAAAACUUCUAAAAGAUUCUGGAGUUUUUGGAAAACCAAAGACAUCUAAUAAGAAGCCAAGUAUCUGGAGCAAACAAAAUGCAGGUGUUUCCAGUCGAGCAGAGAAGGACGCUGAACAGAAGCUUGAGGAGCAGAAGACUUUAGACAAAUCAAGGGAAAAAUUGGAAGAAAAGGCCAAAUUAUAUGAAAAGAUGACUAAAGGAGAUUUUCUAGAUGAGGAAGUGGAGGACAUGUACCUUGUGGAUUUCACACAGAAAAUCAUAGACAAGCGAAAAGAAAUGGAGGUGCUUGGUGCCACUAGAGAUUCCCGAAUCAAAGAAGAGAGAGAUGCUGCUGUUGCUGCUGCUAAUGAUGAUGAUGAUGAAGAAGAGUUUUCUGAAAAAGACAUACCUCCCCCUCAAGACCCCAGUGAGGAAUGGGUGGAUUAUGUGGACUCUUUGGGCCGAUCCCGGCGCUGCAUGAGAAAGGAUUUACCAAGUCUAUUGGAGAUGGAUAAAAAUCUUCAGGGGAGACUUUUUGUUAGUCCUGCUAAUGAAAAGACUUUGUUAUCUGAAGACAUGAGGAAAGAACUUCAGCGCCAACAAUGGGAGGAAGAAGAAAGGGAGGCUUUGAAAAAACCAAUGGGGCCCAUCCACUAUGAAGACAUUCGGGAAAAUGAGGCCCGGCAACUUGGUGUUGGGUAUUUUGCCUUUGCCCGAGACAAAGAGUUGAGAAACAAGCAAAUGAAAACUUUAGAGAUGCUUCGUGAGCAGACAACAGAUCAGAGAAUAAAACGAGAAAACAUAAAGGAAAAGCGAAAAGCUAUCUUAGAAGCAAGACUUGCCAAGCUUCGACAAAAAAAGAUGAAAAAGUCAAAGGAGGAUGGGACUGAAGAGGAAAGCAGAGAUGGAGUUGUUACUGAGCCCUCAGAACCAAAGUCUGUACCUGCUCCACCUCCUGUGGCCCAGAGCAGCAAGGUGGAAGUCAUCAUCCAGGAGAGGAAGGACAGCAAGCCUGGAGUGCCACACAUCCGAGAGUGGGACCGAGGGAAAGACUUUUCCUUUGGAUUCUGGUCGAAGAAGCAGUCAGAACUCCGGGCUGAGCGAGAUCCUGAGUUUGCCCCACCUUCAAAUUACUUUGUGGGUCAAAAGAGAACUGGUUCUUUGAGUAGCCAGCCAUGGAGCAGACCAGGAGCAGCACCAAGUGACUUGGGGCAUUCCUCUGGCCAGAGCCAGGAACCCAGCUCUUCACACACAUCCACUCCUGCCUCUGAAAGCUCACCACAAGCACCCACAGUCACUUUCCAAACACUAGAUGAUAUGAUAUCUUAUUAUAAACAAGUCACAUGACCUUGUUAAGCAUGCUGGUUGCAUUUGUGUCUUAGAAGUCAGGACAGGACUGGGUUUUACUUCUUUCUUCUGUACUUUCCCAAGGAUGCACAGGCUUGAGGCCAUAUUAGUUGGCAGGGAGAAGUGAGUGUAUGAUGAGAGCUCAUUGACUAUUUGGUGGUUCAUUAUUUUAUCUCUUGGUAUAGAGGGACUAUCUCCUCCCUCCAUGCUGACCCAGUUGUAACUCACUUGGGUUUCCAGCUGUGUGAAGCAUAUAUAAAUCCUAAUCUGAGAACUCUGA
This is a messenger RNA of Rattus norvegicus (Norway rat), 1996 nucleotides long. RefSeq names its product coiled-coil domain containing 174 (gene Ccdc174). The record is from RefSeq and is a predicted model, not a curated record. NCBI's taxonomy places the organism in Eukaryota, Metazoa, Chordata, Mammalia, Rodentia, Muridae. Gene Ontology annotation, cellular component: nucleus.